Molecule: messenger RNA, 933 nt
Organism: Candoia aspera
Lineage: Eukaryota; Metazoa; Chordata; Lepidosauria; Squamata; Candoiidae
Product: olfactory receptor 5G9-like
Exons: 1
Coding region: 1-933 (310 amino acids)
Biological process (GO): sensory perception of smell; G protein-coupled receptor signaling pathway
Cellular component (GO): membrane
Molecular function (GO): G protein-coupled receptor activity; odorant binding; olfactory receptor activity
Source: RefSeq, a predicted model, not a curated record
AUGGCAAAAGCAAAUCGCACCUCAGUGUAUGAGUUCAUCUUUGUUGGAUUUGCUGGCUCUCCAGAGUUACAGAGUUUGCUCUUCAUAUUCUUCCUGACAGUUUAUUUCAUUACCGUGCUGGGAAAUCUUGGGAUGUUUCUGCUCAUCCAGAUGGACUCAAGACUUCACACCCCCAUGUACUUCUUCCUUAGUAACCUGUCAUUGGUUGACCUUUGCUAUUCUUCUGUGGUCACCCCAAAGAUGUUGAGGGAUUUUGUGAUAGAAAGCAAAACAAUUUCCUUAACGGGAUGUGCAGCACAAAUGUGGUUUUUUGGCUUCUUCGUGGCUGCUGAAUGUUAUCUCUUGGCUUUGAUGGCAUAUGAUCGGUAUGUUGCCAUUUCUAACCCACUGCAUUAUACAGUCAUUAUGUCUAGGAAAGUCUGUUUAUUACUCUUAGUUGGACCAUGCUUUGCUGGACUAUUAAAUGGCACCGCACAUACGGUUAUGACUUUCCGAUUAACUUUCUGCAAGUCCAAGAUCGAUCACUUUUUCUGUGAUAUCCCUGCUGUGAUAUCCCUUUCCUGCUCAGAGACACAAACCAACAAGAUAGUUCUCUUUAUCAUGUCCUGCACUCAUGGCACUCUCAGCAGCUGUUUUAUUAUUAUCUCCUACAUCUAUAUUCUUUCUGCCAUCCUGAGGAUCCGAUCUGCCGAGGGCCAGCGGAAGGCUUUCUCCACCUGUUCCACCCACCUCACGGCUGUUUCCAUCUUCUAUGGCACCCUCUUCUUUAUAUAUGUGCGGCCCAGCAGUAGCUUCGUAGCAGACCAGGGCAAGAUGUUUUCCGUGUUUUAUACAGUGGUCAUCCCCAUGUUAAACCCAUUCAUCUAUAGCAUCAGGAACAAGCAAGUUCAAGAUGCUGUAGGCAAGGUGAUCAGGAGAAAGGGACUUUUAUGA